AUGGAUAUUCGCCUGCUCACCAACGCCGAUCUGCCCCUCAUCCAGCACGCCAACCUCGAGAACCUCCCCGAGAACUACUUCCUCAAGUACUACCUGUACCACUCCCUGUCAUGGCCCCAGCUCAGCUUCGUCGCCGUCGACGUAUCCAGGCCGCAGAAGAGCCCCUAUGACUACCCCAAGAUUGUCGGCUACGUCCUGGCCAAGAUGGAGGAGGAGCCCUCGGACGGCAUCCCCCACGGCCACAUCACCAGUCUAAGUGUGAUGCGUACGCACCGCCGUCUCGGUAUUGCUGAGAAGCUCAUGCGCCAGAGCCAACUCGCCAUGGUCGAGACAUACCAAGCCAAAUACGUUUCCCUCCACGUUCGUGUGUCCAACGUCGCCGCGCGACACCUGUACGAAGACACCCUGGGCUUCCAGAACGAGAAGACCGAGGCCAAGUACUACGCCGACGGCGAGGACGCCUUCUCCAUGCGCCUCGACCUGGACGACAUCCGCAAACAGAUCAACGAGGCCCAGGAGCAGGAGGACCAGAACGGGGAGGCCGCGGACGAGGGCGAGGCAGUGGGCGAGGUCGGCCGGGACCCCAAGGCGAGCGAGAGGCAGGUCAAGGUUGCCGUAGGGCGGUCGCUGGGCGUCGGCGACCUGGUGGAGAAGGACGAAAGCAAGCACUAG
Messenger RNA from Clonostachys solani, 672 nucleotides. The record is from the annotation of a GenBank genome assembly. Lineage: Eukaryota; Fungi; Ascomycota; Sordariomycetes; Hypocreales; Bionectriaceae.